CAGCAAGUGCAAUGAGCAUGGCCAGCCAAAAAGAAUAAAUUAAGUUUGCAAAUUAUGAAAAACCAAUCGCUCUGACGGUCGGUGCGUGCGUGCGCGUGUGUGAGUGUCAGUGCGAAGAGAAAAAGGUUAGCAAUAACCGUGUAGAAAUACAAAUAAAACGAAAAAUUAAUAAAGCAAAAAAACUGGCGGUAAACACGUAUGUGUUAGUGUGUGAGCAACAGCUACAGCUACUACGAUCGCCGUGCACUAGGACUACGUAAUACGUAAGCGAGAAGGCGGCAAACCCACAGCACCCACAACGCAGCACAGCAUUUAUGCAAAAGAGCAACAAAUUGAACGCUGGAGGCAGCGAUGAGCUCGUCCCACCCAUUGCAGCAAUACCAGUAGCAGAAUCCGCAGCAGCAGCAGCGAAAUAAGCGCAAAACGCAAAAAUAUAAAUAGCGAAAAGCGGGGCUGCCGGCACCGGCAUUAGCACUGAGCCUUGGACGUGUUGAACACGUCACUGGAGCCACAACAGCAGCAGCAUCUCAACAACAAAAGAAGCUUGAGGAGCAAACAACCAUUGAACCCACGGGACAAACCGGAGCAAAAAUACACAGAAAGCCGAGGAGGAACGUAAUCAGAGAAUCAAGCAAAAUGGCUGCCGUACGAGGACAUCAGUACUUUAGCCUGCGAUGGAACAACUACCAGAACACGAUGACAUCCGUGUUCCAGCAACUGCGCGAAGAUCUCUCCUUUGUCGAUGUGACCUUGUCCUGCGAACACGGAUCCCUCAAGGCACACAAGGUCGUACUCUCCGCCUGCUCGACGUACUUUCAAAAGCUUCUGCUCGAGAACCCGUGCAAACAUCCAACAAUCAUCCUACCCGCCGAUAUCAUAUUCACAGAUCUGAAAACAAUCAUCGACUUCGUCUACCGCGGUGAGAUUGAUGUCACCGAAUCGGAACUACAGAAAGUCCCGAUGAUCUAGAUGUGCUCACGCCAAACCA
Drosophila miranda is the source of this 988-nucleotide messenger RNA. RefSeq names its product broad-complex core protein isoforms 1/2/3/4/5-like. The coding region runs from base 637 to 969 and encodes 110 amino acids. Gene Ontology annotation, cellular component: nucleus. Lineage: Eukaryota; Metazoa; Arthropoda; Insecta; Diptera; Drosophilidae. Gene Ontology annotation, biological process: regulation of transcription by RNA polymerase II. The transcript has 4 exons. The record is from RefSeq and is a predicted model, not a curated record. Gene Ontology annotation, molecular function: protein binding.